Molecule: messenger RNA, 1660 nt
Organism: Felis catus (domestic cat)
Lineage: Eukaryota; Metazoa; Chordata; Mammalia; Carnivora; Felidae
Gene: ARMH1
Product: armadillo like helical domain containing 1
Exons: 12
Coding region: 154-1482 (442 amino acids)
Source: RefSeq, a predicted model, not a curated record
GUUUAGGGUGAUCCACAGUUACUCACCUGGCUGUUAAGGCUGACAGGAUUUCGUGGUUGUCUCCAUCCCUGAGGCUACGUGGACGCCCUUCCUGAGAGCGCAUAUCCAGUGUCCUCUGGGGAGUAGUGGAGCGAACUUCAGGACUGACUGACCAUGACUUCUAUAAAGGAGCAGGCAGCCAUCAGCCGGCUCUUGAGUUUUUUACAGGAUUGGGACAAUGCUGGCAAAGUUGCAAGGAGUCACAUCCUCAACACUUUCAUCGAGACCAAUCAAGGCAAGACCGCCCCUGAACUGGAGCAGGAGUUUUCUCAGGGAGCCAGCUUGUUCCUGGUACGCCUGACCACCUGGCUUAGACUCAUCUAUAUGACUGGCUCGUGUUUAGAUAAGCUUCUAAAGUCAAUUGGCAUCUUCUUGUCAGCUGUAAGCAGUAAUCGGUACCUUAUAGAAUUUCUCGAGGUUGGAGGCGUCCUAACACUCUUGGAAAUACUUGGGCUGGAGAAGAUCAAGGAGGAGGACAAGAAGGAAUCCAUCAGGCUACUUCAGGUCAUUGCGAACUCUGGCAGGAAGUACAAGGAGCUCAUUUGUGAAAGCUAUGGUGUAAGAUCCAUAGCAGAAUUUUUGGCAAAGUCUAAAUCAGAAGAGACCCAAGAAGAAGUGCAGAUUCUAUUGGAUUCUUUGGUCCACGGUAAUCCCAAGUACCAGAAUCAAGUGUACAAAGGUCUAAUAGCUUUGCUGCCUUGUGCGUCCCCAAAAGCUCAGCAGCUCUCCCUGCAGACUCUCAGGACUGCACAGUCGAUCGUUGGGACCACACACCCCAGCAUUGUGGACUGCGUGCUGAAGGUACUGCGCACGAUGCACCUGGAAGUGCAGUAUGAAGCCAUCGAGCUGAUCAAGGACCUGGUCAACUAUGACGUGUGUCAGGCGCUGCUCAAGGGCCUCGUGGCGCUGCUGAUACCAUCAGUCAAGGAGACCAGCAAACUGCAGCCCAAGAUCCUCAACGACUCCGCGGUUCUCCAGCUCACCGCCAACCUGCCGGUGUUCUUGCAGCAGGCCGCGGCGGCCAAGGCCAUCGGGGUCCUGGCGCGCAGCAACACGAGCGUCGCCGAGGAGAUGCUGCACCUGCGCGUGGUGCACAGCCUGAUGGCCGCCAUGGGCAACACGGACCACAGCAACAGCCAACGGCAGGCCAGCCUCACGCUGGAGUACUUCGUGCAGAUGUUCCCAGUGGUGGAGGAGCACGUGCGCAGGUCCAUGGGAGAGGAACUCUACGCGCUCUUCCUCAGCAAUGCCGAGGACUUGUACAUGAAAAUAGAUAGCAUUCAGGCGGACAUCUUGGCGGCCAACAAAGUCAAUGUUUCCAAAGCGUUAUCCAUCAGUGGCGUCUCCUACAGCAACAUGAGCUUUUACCUUGGCCCUUGUGGUGAGGAUCAACUGGCUUACACUACAUACUUCCAGAAGGAGGGUUCGGAAGGAAAGGAGUAACGGAGCCUCUGAGGCAACCCAGAAAGGCCAAAGCUGUGUUUUACCUGGCAGAAGGAGCCUAGGGUCAAGCUCAGGGUGACUCCCUCCGUUAGCCCUAGGUGGGAGGCUGGGGGGUUCAUGCCAGUAGGGGAGAGGAAGGGCUGCUGUCUGGGAAAUUUCAAUAAAUAGUCUUGCUGUC